UAAACAUGGCGGCUCGUACACGGCUGCCCUUGCUCUUCCCCAAAAAUUUGCCCCCGCUCAGGAACCAGCAGUUGGCUCACACCCAGGCCGCGGUAAAGGAGCCCUCGUACCCUCCUGUCGUCGCCUCUUUCACGGCUAAAAGUAAAUCGGCCCGGCUGCGUCAGGUGGAGGAGCAGAUCCAGAAGAUCCGAGCCUCCACCGUGCAGGAGAAGAUCGACUUCAUCACUCGUAUCCAACGAGAGAAGUUCGUCAUCUACCCGCAGACUUUCUCCCGCAACCCGGACAAAUGGUACCAGCACUUCACCAAGACCGCCUACAUCCCCGGCCUGCCCGAGAAGUUCUCCCCGGCUCAAGAGCAGCCUGAGGCUGCAGAGAAUUCGCCGCCAGCCGCUGAGCACCACCAGGGGAGUGAGGAUGAGGCGUUCAGGGACAUCCGCUCCCUGGUGACCCGUGUGAUCUUACAGGAGCACUGGCACAUAAAUAAACGUAAAGUGUUCUUGUUUAGAAAGCAGGAGCAGACUGUGGCACCUUUACUGAAGAACCUGGUGGCUGGGCUCACCUACAGUCUGGCCAAGUACAACCCACUGAUCCCCCUCUCCAGCUUAGAUUUGAAUCCCCAGGUGAACUUCUACUGGAGGAGAGGGCAGAGGUUCAUCCCAAAGGGCCACAGGAAGGGCCGACUGGAGCCAACCAGGUUCCAGAUCGACGACCACCCGCACAGUCAGAUUAGAAUAACACAACAGCUGCCACAGUUCACUCCCAUGGAGGCCUCGUAUUCAGCCGAAGUUCCAGAGAUCACGUUAGCGCCCAACGUGAUGCCUCUGUUCAGAAGACAGUACGACAACACCAUCUACACAGGCUCUAAGCUACCAGACCCGGCUUGCUACGGUCACACUCAGUUCCACCUGGUGCCGGACCGCUACCACAGAGACCGGAUGGCCCGACAGCAGCAGUCUGACCAGGUGGAGCCUUUCCUCAGAGCCAACGGCCUCGCCAGUCUCUUCGCCUGGACAGGAGCUCAGGCCAUGUACCAGGGUUUCUGGAACCACGAGGACGUCACCCGGCCUUUCGUAUCUCAGGCCGUGAUCACAGACGGACAGUUCUUCUCAUUCUUCUGUUACCAGCUCAACACGGUCGCUCUCUCUGUGGAGACGGACAGCGACAACCCCAGGAAAAACCUCCUGUGGGGCACGGAGAGCAUGCGACUGUACGAGAGCGUGCAGGACGGAGAAGUCGUGGGACUGGACGACGGCGUCAUCAAGCUGCUGAUGAAGUUCCUCAUGAACCAGCCGUAGAGCUCUUCAGGUGACCGGCAUCAUGAAAAAACAUCUGAAAGGAGAUUUCCUUGAGUCCAAAGGCAUUGAUUGAAAGAUGCACGAAAAUGAGGAAAGAACAUUUGAAGAGCAGAGAUGAAGCUGUUUCAGAUUGUAUAAAGAGUUAAGUAACCUUAUAAACAACAAAUAACUGUACAAGCGUCACGAUUAUU
Molecule: messenger RNA, 1486 nt
Organism: Scomber japonicus (chub mackerel)
Lineage: Eukaryota; Metazoa; Chordata; Actinopteri; Scombriformes; Scombridae
Gene: mrps30
Product: mitochondrial ribosomal protein S30
Exons: 5
Coding region: 6-1295 (429 amino acids)
Biological process (GO): translation
Cellular component (GO): ribosome; mitochondrion; mitochondrial large ribosomal subunit
Molecular function (GO): structural constituent of ribosome
Source: RefSeq, a predicted model, not a curated record